Alternaria arbusti is the source of this 642-nucleotide messenger RNA. RefSeq lists its product as uncharacterized. NCBI's taxonomy places the organism in Eukaryota, Fungi, Ascomycota, Dothideomycetes, Pleosporales, Pleosporaceae. The transcript is spliced from 2 exons. Bases 1 to 642 code for a protein of 213 amino acids. The record is from RefSeq and is a predicted model, not a curated record.
AUGACUGGGACUACCUGUUCGAACUCUAUCUGGGAGAUUGACCUGCGCAACGUCACCAUUGCACCUUCUGGCGAGAUCUCUCAGCCAGCCCAGAUUUCUCUUAUCCAGGAGUUAUGUACAGCACGACAACUCAACGGCCUGACUGGCUUGUCUACGAAUGAUACCUCCAACCUGUUGAUUUCCGACUCGGCGAACGGUGCUGUAUACAAACUAAACGUCAAGACCGGAGAUUACAAGAUCGUUCUGGAAGAGCCAGAGUUUGAUCCUUUGCCUAAAGGUCUACAUGUCGGAAUAAAUGGCAUUCACGUUCACGGCGAUGCUCUAUAUUUUUCCAGCUUGGAUCAAGGGCUCUUUGCUAGAGUUCCAAUAUCCCUUGCAACUGGCUUUGCUACUGGCGCGGUUGAGAUUCUUGCGACGAACAUCACCAAUGGAGACGAUUUCGCCAUCUCACCUCAGGGCACGCGUGCUUGGAUAGCUACAAACGGCCCUAACGAAAUUGUCGAGGUCGACAUUGCAAACAAAACUCAGCGUAUCGCGGCCAAUACUCCUUUCCUUGGAUCCGCAUCAUCGAUAGCGCUUGGCUAUUGGCAGUCAAAGGAGGUUCUAUACGUGACUGCUAGAUGGAAUUGGCAUGAGGUUUGA